Molecule: messenger RNA, 3981 nt
Organism: Ailuropoda melanoleuca (giant panda)
Lineage: Eukaryota; Metazoa; Chordata; Mammalia; Carnivora; Ursidae
Gene: SYT14
Product: synaptotagmin 14
Exons: 7
Coding region: 37-2469 (810 amino acids)
Molecular function (GO): phospholipid binding
Source: RefSeq, a predicted model, not a curated record
UCCAUUGUUGCAUCUGUUAGGAAUAGGAAUUAGAAAAUGGCAUUUUUCAAAACUUUCCAGCAGAAUCUGCCUUCGGUAUCUUCUCUGCUGGACACAAUCAGUAAUGCCGUAGAAGAUUUGACCACUGCUGUUGGGGAAGUCAGCUAUGCUUUAACUGACUCAGUUGCUGAGCAGGUAACAAGUAUGAUAAAUGGCUUUCGCCCAGAAGAAGAAAACUGUGCAGUAGCAGACACUGUAGUUGAUACUUCUAAACAAGCCAAUGCCGUGUCACCAGAAGUCUCCAAAGACACUAAUUGUCAGAAAACACAGUCCAGUUUAGAGCACAGAGCUAAUCGAAUUGGUUGUUACAAUACUUCAGUUUCACAAAAGCAAGAUCACGGAAUGGACGAAGAAAAAGGGUUCAGACAUAUUAAUGAUAGGCAACAGGCUCUGUCAAAAGGCCAAGAAGGCGGUAAUGCUGGUGGUGAUUCUUCUUUGAGAGGUCACUUGAGUGAUGGUGGGAUGUCGGUUACCAAGCAGAAUGCAAGGGCUGGAUCUGCUUGUGAAGAACUUGAACAUACUGACAGAUGUAAAAAAAUUGGAUUAGGAAGUCCCGAUGAUGGUAAGAAUGACUUAAAGGAGGUAAGAUAUCAAGAAAUGAGAGAACAUCAUUUAAAGAAAGCUGAAAAAGAUAUUAAAAGUAAAGGACCCAGAGGGAAUGAGUGGUCAGGAAAUGAGUGUUCUCCAAAACAUAUUUUGGCAAGCAACAGACAUAUGAUACAGGAACCCAUUAUGAAAGAAGACAUACAUCCAGUACCAUCAACUAAUUCUACAGAUAAGUUACACGGAAAAAUCAAAGAACAAAAAAAUCCAGCAACGUGCUACAAAGUGAAAGGAGACAUAAAAACAAAGAAAAAUGAAGCCAUUUCUGCCCACAAAGGAACAGCAAAGAGUAAAGAUGAAAACUAUUCUAAGAUAAUACCAGGAAAAGAUAAUUCCUACCUGGACAAAGAUGAGCAUGGUUCAUCCUCUGAAAGUGAAGAUGAAGCAUUGGGUAAAUAUCAUGAGGCCUUGUCCAGAACACACAAUUCCAGACUACCGUUGGCAGACUCGAGACAAAAGAACUAUGCUUGGGAAACAAGACAAAAAUACAGCCCUCUGUCUGCGGAGUAUGAUGGCUACAGUAGUGAAGCCUCAAUAGAUGAAGGAAACUGCAUUCAGAGAAUGAGAAGAACACCCCCACUGGAUGAGUUGCAGCCACCACCGUAUCAGGAUGACAGUGGUUCUCCCCAUCUCUCAUGUACGCCCUCAGAAAUUGGGGACAGUAAAUGUGAAUUUUCCCACUGCAGCAACAGUCCAAGAUGCUCAUAUAACAAGUGCCCAAGUGAAGGAAGCACAGGUCAUGAAAUAGAAAGUUUUCCUAAUAAAGGAUAUGAAGAAGAUGUGCCAAGUGACAGCACUGCAGUCCUGAGCCCGGAAGAUAUGUCAGCUCAAGGAUCAUCCUCACAGCUUCCUAAACCUUUUGAUCCUGAGCCAGAAGCUAAAUAUGGCACACUGGAUGUGACUUUUGACUAUGACUCACAAGAACAGAAGCUUCUGGUAACAGUGACAGCUGUCACAGAUAUCCCAACAUAUAACAGGACAGGGGGCAACUCAUGGCAAGUACACCUUGUUCUUCUACCUAUAAAGAAACAGAGAGCAAAAACCAGCAUCCAGAGAGGACCAUGCCCUGUCUUCACAGAAACAUUCAAAUUUAAUCAUGUUGAAUCUGAGAUGAUUGGAAAUUAUGCAGUUCGGUUUAGACUGUAUGGUGUACAUCGCAUGAAAAAAGAAAAGAUUGUGGGGGAAAAGAUUUUUUAUUUAACAAAAUUGAAUCUUCAAGGGAAAAUGUCAUUACCUGUGAUAUUGGAACCUUCUUACAAUCAUUCUGGCUGUGACUCCCAAAUGAGCGUGUCAGAAAUGUCCUGUAGUGAAAGUACAUCCUCAUGUCAGUCUCUUGAACAUGGCUCAGUUCCAGAAAUUCUCAUUGGCCUGCUUUAUAAUGCCACAACUGGAAGACUAUCAGCAGAAGUGAUAAAAGGCAGCCACUUCAAAAACUUGGCAGCAAACAGACCACCCAAUGGACUGUUCUGUUGUCUAAAACACUUGAUAGGUGGACAGGUUUAUAUAAUCCGAGAUACAUAUGUUAAAUUAACUCUGCUGAAUUCCAUGGGUCAAGAGAUGUCCAAAUGCAAGACAUCCAUCCGCAGAGGGCAGCCUAAUCCAGUAUACAAGGAAACUUUUGUUUUUCAAGUGGCCCUAUUUCAACUUUCUGAUGUGACACUCAUACUGUCUGUGUAUAACAAACGCAGCAUGAAAAGAAAAGAGAUGAUAGGCUGGAUUUCUUUAGGUCUGAACAGCUCUGGAGAAGAGGAGCUCAAUCACUGGACUGAAAUGAAAGAGUCAAAAGGACAGCAAGUGUGUAGAUGGCAUGCAUUACUAGAGUCGUGAUGAAUAGGAUAACCGAGCAAUUACAAUCCAAGGCAGCAUUAUCUCUGAUUGCAGCAUUACUGUUUUUUACCUAGUCACCAUUAGAAGAGCUGUUCUUUGAAGCAUCGUCCUCAACAUUCUACCAGAAUGCUUUAAGGUCUGUGGAAAGAACGUCUAAUACUGACACAAAUGAAGAAAAGAUGUGUCUCUGGUAGAGCUUGUCUGGGAAAUGAGACACUUGCAUCAUCAUUGUUAACAGUCCUCCAGAGCUGUAAGAACACGCUUUUGGUUUGAAGUUAAAUUUACUUUAGUAAAAGAGUCAGUAAUUUCAUGAAAAAAAAAUCAAAACUAUAAGUGAUUUUUUUCAAUCAGAAUUUUUAGUUGCAAUGCUGUUUUAGGAUCACCCUAAAUGUUAACCAGGAGACACAUAUUUUGACUGGCUCAUCCCUGGUGUUGGAAAUGUUCUUUAAGCUGAGAAAGUAGGUCUCCAGCUCUAUCAUGAGGCAUAUCUAAUGGUGAAGGGUUUCAAUUACAUAGAACACUGUUUUAUUCCAGAUCUUUUCCCUUUGUGCACUUAGUUUCAUUGUGCCUCAGUUCUUCUCAAUAGCACUCAAUCUCAAGUGCAAGCAAGUAUUCAUUUUCAUAAAGGAAUUUUUUUAUAUUUUAUUUAAAAAAAAAAAAAAGCUCAUUUCUUCAUUUGCCUCUGCUUUUGCCUGAUCCAAAGAGACCCAGUCCCUGGACUGGUCCCUUGCAAGUCUUUUAGACAGGUUGUACUGUAGAACCACGUAACUUUCUGUUGAAAGCACUUCCUGUAUUCUUGUAUUCCAAUGUAGGAAGCUAAUAGAGCAGGACUUUACUUUAAAAUUUCUUUCAACAACUGACUCUUUAAAAUUGUAGUAAUGUGAAAAUACAUUUUUUACAAACUUAAAUAAAAUAUAGUAGAUAAGCUGUUGAAAAUUGAAAGUUCAAGUUAAAGAAAGUGUUCAUUGCCUGCUCUGAGAACGGAGCGACCAACAUUGCAUAAAGCAGGUAGCAUUCCAAUAAGAAGCUGUUCUCUCCCUAUAAAUCUUCUUCAGUCUUACUUCGAUUUGUACUUGUGAUCUAAAAACUCUCCGGUUCUCAGUUUGAAUCAGAACAUCAUGGUAAAAACAGUUCUGAGAUUCCUUAUGAAAUUUCUAGUGACCUGUGACUAGCUUUUAUGAAACUUACAGAUACGUUCUUCAACGUGACGUCAUCCUGUGCCUUUCAUGUAAGUUACAGUUGCUCAUACAGCUUGAAAGUUGUAUUUGCAAAAUUAGGCCUUCGAUUUUUAUAAAUGUAAAGAUUCCUCAGAACAGUGUCACAAGAUCUUUAUUUCCUCUGAAGUAUGUAAAAGUUGUAUCAUGUGCUAAUUUUUUUAAACGGCAAGGCAUUUUCAUUUGUUGUUUUUAUAUUUAGGAACUCUUAUUAAUCAGGAAUAUUAUAAGCUGUUUUCUUUUUAAUUUUGCUUCUUACCCAGUAUAUAAUUUUAUGCGUAUACUUUAUUAAAUAGAA